Molecule: messenger RNA, 2628 nt
Organism: Haplochromis burtoni (Burton's mouthbrooder)
Lineage: Eukaryota; Metazoa; Chordata; Actinopteri; Cichliformes; Cichlidae
Product: monocyte to macrophage differentiation factor 2
Exons: 7
Coding region: 1823-2533 (236 amino acids)
Cellular component (GO): membrane
Molecular function (GO): pore-forming activity
Source: RefSeq, a predicted model, not a curated record
CCGCCAUGAGUACAAAACAGCAAUUUUACAACUUCUUGGUGUUAUAUAUCAGACAGUUUGGCGAUGCCCUGCUAUACUCACGUUUCAUUAAAGCAAUCAAUUCGUUAACCUCUUCAGACCAAAUGUCUUAUCUCACCGAGUCUUUCAGUUAAAGCGAACAGCAAGAAUUCCUGUUGCUGCUGUCGUGCCUGUAAACUGUAGGUCGAAUCAGGUGGACAGAAACGUGGGAUUAUUACAUCUGUAAUGUUGAGUUUACCCAUCCCUACUACUUUCAAACCCCACUGUCUAAGAGUAAUGAACAUUUGUAUGUGAGACACAGGAUCAACAUGACUCCACAUACUCCUGUAUUCAGUCCCGGUUCUUUAAAAGCACUGAUGGGUUUUCAGCCAAAUGCACAUCUCCUCAUCCACUGCAGUGUCUCACGUGAUAGAUCGAUGCUAUUAGAUUGUUAAUACAGGUACAAUACUGUCUAAGCUGUUGCCGUUGUAGCUGCUCAUCGAUUGAUGGGAAAACAUCCUGCUGCACAAACUUACAAGUGUGUUUUGGUCUUGUUGAUGUUUAAAAAAAAUCGAAUCAAAUACUUUUUUAUCUUCCUCUAUAGUGCUCAAACUCUUAAUUUUUUUUAAAUUAACUGUGACAUGAAACUCCCAGGUGUCAGCAGUGAAUAUUUAGCAAUUAACCAUACAAUAUAUAUUUAUAAUUAAUAGUUUUCCAAUAGAUCAGGUGGAACAAAAAGUAUCCCUCUGAGUAAAAUAAAAAAAGCCAAAAACAGAGGACACCUAUCAGCUAUCAGACCUCCUGCCUUUUCCUAAGUUCAAGCGACCUGCCAAGGUCAGGUUUGAAAUGAUAAAAUAGUCAAGACUGAAGCAUCAAAGGGGGAGAUAUUCUGACCUGUAAUGUAUGUAAGGGGCUGCCAGUAAAUAAAUAGAUAACUGAAAAACGUGUCAGUGUGAGGAGCUAUUUCUGCCCCACUUGGUUCCUGUAGCAUAUCUCAUUAAUUCCCCCACAGAAACAGAAAAUUACAUAAAUGAGAUGUUUUUAUAAUUACAUUCAGAUUUUGUAAUUAAAAUCUUGUAUAUUCAAGAUAUCUGGUUCUUUAUUAAAAAGCGACAGUCCACAUAUUAGCAGCAAAAGUCUCUAUGUGUCUUAAGGAACACUGAAGACCCAGCCAGAUGACAUCACAGUGACGUCACGGGGUUAUAUUGUUCAUACCUGGUAAAACGCCGCGCAGACUAGGAGCCGUAGCUGAGUGUCACUUUAAAUAAUCCUUCUCUGACUCGAUAAUUAGAUGCGUUAACGUCGUCGCCUUAUUACAUAAUACCAGUCCCUGAGAGCGCGCCUGCGCCUCCACCUAGAGACCAAAGCAGGAACUGCAGGCACGACUUGCCUCUGAAUCAGCCCCUCAUCACAGAAUGAUGUGGCAGCCUUCAGUGAUGAAGAACAGCCCCCCUCACCGAGUCGUGAUGAGGUGAACCGGCGGGGAGAGAGAGAGAAAGACAGAGAGAGAGAAAGAGCGAGCAAGCAUCAGCACCGACUGAGACUCAUCCCCUCGUCCCCCCACUGACGCCCACACUUCCGGACUGGACCCUCUGGAGGCGGCUGGGUCGGGAUGCAUGCGUCUCCCAGUGCUGCUUGAGAUGUGGAUAAGACGACGACGGUGAAAAGGCGACGUGCUCGUUACCUUCCAUUAAACCUCCUCGCUGCAGAUCUGAACGCUGAACUAAUCAAUUAUCGGCGGCCAACUCGCCCAUCACUCACAGGGGGAUUCAGGCUUUGGCCACACUGUCUGUCUGCCGUCAACUGUUGCCUAUUUCCUCUGUAAAUGAAUCUUGUAAGGUAUAUGAACAAUCGUGUUCCUCCUAACAAGAGAUACCAGCCCACCGAAUAUGAGCAUGCUGCCAAUUGUGCCACGCAUGCGUUGUGGAUAAUCCCCAGCCUGCUGGGAAGCUCAGUGUUGCACUUCCAGUCAGAGGACCAAUGGGAGCGGCUGUCAGCCUGGGUGUAUGGGGCGGGGCUCAGCUCACUCUUCAUCAUCUCCACCCUCUUCCACACUGUGGCCUGGAAGAAGAGCCACUUACGGUCUGUGGAGCAGUGUUUUCACAUGUGUGACAGGAUGGUGAUCUAUUUCUUCAUCGCUGCUUCCUACGCCCCUUGGCUAAACCUGCGAGAGCUGGGUCCCUGGGCGUGUCACAUGCGCUGGUUAGUUUGGGUCAUGGCGUCUUUUGGAACCACCUACGUCUUCUUCUUCCAUGAGAGGUAUAAGCUCAUGGAGUUGAUCUGCUACACAGUGAUGGGAGUUUUUCCUGCCCUGGUCAUCCUCUCAAUGCCGGAGCAGUCCGGGUUGUGUGAGCUGCUGGUCGGCGGGGCCUGCUACUGUUUGGGGAUAGUCUUCUUCAAAAGUGACGGCAUUGUCCCAUUCGCUCACGCUAUUUGGCACAUGUUUGUAGCUAUGGGAGCAGCCAUACAUUACUACGCCAUCUGGAAGUACCUCUACGCCCAGCCACCCAACCACCAGGUCCACACCUCCAGAUGACAUCAGCACUGACCUCACAGGAAGUAACUCCUGUUUUUGAGCGGAUACGAGGGGCUGUCCACAUUCAGGGGCUGCCUCAUGUUGAAGGUGGGGGG